Cololabis saira (Pacific saury) is the source of this 3425-nucleotide messenger RNA. RefSeq names its product lysine (K)-specific demethylase 1a (gene kdm1a). Gene Ontology annotation, molecular function: protein binding; oxidoreductase activity; flavin adenine dinucleotide binding. Gene Ontology annotation, cellular component: nucleus. The transcript is spliced from 22 exons. NCBI's taxonomy places the organism in Eukaryota, Metazoa, Chordata, Actinopteri, Beloniformes, Belonidae. Bases 76 to 2658 code for a protein of 860 amino acids. The record is from RefSeq and is a predicted model, not a curated record. Gene Ontology annotation, biological process: regulation of DNA-templated transcription.
CGUUGAGCUCUGUGAAAGGAGACCUGUAACUGUGCCUCUUUGUGUUGACAUUUUCGGAGGUUUGAGAGUGUUUGAAUGGAUAUUACCAGGUGUUCGGAGAAAUGGGUAAAACAAGAAAAGGAGAGGCCUCCAACUUCCUCGAUAAUGCUCUCUAGCAAGAAAUCAGAUGCUGGCUCCUCUUCCUCCUCCUCCUCGUCUUCUAGCGGAGCAGCAGGAGGGGAAAGGGCCUUGGUUGCUGAUGCUCAAACUGGUCCUUCAGCUUCGGCUGCAGGAGCUAUGGACUCAAAGAAGAAGGAGAGGUCUUCUCCUAGUGGGGAACCUGUCGGAGCCUCUUUUCCCCACCAGUCAGGGCCUGGAGGGGCAGAUCAGGACUCAGCUGAAGUCCGUCGGACAAGUCGACGCAAGCGAGCGAAACAGGUGGAGUACCGCGAGAUGGACGAAAGUCUCGCAAACCUGUCUGAGGAUGAGUACUACUCUGAGGAGGAAAGGAACGCCAAAGCAGAGAAAGAAAGGAAGCAGGUCAUCCCUCCUCCAGCUCCACCAGUAGAGGAGGAGAAUGAUAGUGAACCUGAGGAACCAUCUGGUCUGGAAGGAGCUGCUUUCCAGAGUCGUCUUCCGAAUGACAGAAUGACAUCCCAGGAGGCAGCCUGCUUCCCAGACAUCAUCAGUGGUCCCCAGCAGACUCAGAAGGUCUUCCUUUACAUCCGCAACCGUACACUCCAACUGUGGCUGGACAACCCUAAAAUUCAACUGACUUUUGAGGCUACAGCGCAGCAGCUUGAAGCUCCAUACAACAGUGAUGCCGUUCUGGUCCACAGGAUACACAGCUACUUAGAAAGACACGGCCUUAUUAAUUUUGGGAUUUACAAGAGAGUCAAGCCAUUACCCACUAAGAAGACUGGGAAGGUUAUAGUCAUUGGAGGAGGUGUGUCUGGACUUGCUGCUGCCAGGCAACUUCAGAGCUUUGGAAUGGACGUUACAGUGCUGGAAGCCAGGGACCGGGUUGGUGGCAGAGUGGCCACGUUUAGGAAGGGCAACUAUGUGGCCGAUCUAGGAGCCAUGGUGGUGACAGGGCUGGGAGGGAAUCCAAUGGCCGUGGUCAGUAAGCAGGUUAAUAUGGAGCUGGCUAAGAUCAAACAGAAGUGUCCACUGUAUGAAGCCAAUGGUCAGGCUGGUGAACGGUGCACAAGUGUGCCAAAAGAAAAAGAUGAGAUGGUGGAGCAAGAGUUCAACCGGCUGCUGGAAGCCACCUCGUACCUCAGCCACCAGCUGGACUUCAACUUCCUCAACAACAAACCAGUUUCUCUGGGACAAGCCCUGGAGGUGGUUAUACAGCUACAGGAGAAACACGUAAAAGAUGAGCAGAUAGAACACUGGAAGAAGAUUGUCAAGACUCAGGAGGAACUCAGGGAUCUUCUCAACAAGAUGGUGUCUACUAAGGAACGUGUUAAGGAGCUUCAUCAGCAGUAUAAAGAAGCAAGUGAAGUCAAGCCACCAAGAGAUAUCACAGCCGAGUUCCUGGUGAAGAGCAAACACCGAGACCUUACUUCACUCUGCAAAGAGUAUGACGAGUUGGCCGAGCUGCAGGUGAAACUUGAAGAAAAGCUCCAGGAGUUGGAGGCCAAUCCACCCAGCGAUGUUUACCUUUCAUCCAGGGAUCGGCAGAUCCUAGACUGGCAUUUUGCCAACUUGGAGUUUGCCAACGCUACACCCCUCUCCACCCUGUCGCUCAAGCACUGGGAUCAGGACGAUGACUUUGAGUUCACUGGCAGCCACCUGACAGUAAGAAAUGGUUACUCUUGUGUUCCUGUGGCCCUUGCUGAAGGUCUGGACAUCAAACUAAACACAGCCGUGCGACAGGUCCGAUAUACUGCGUCUGGCUGCGAGGUGAUAGCCGUCAACACUCGCUCCACGACCCAGACAUUUAUAUACAAGUGUGAUGCUGUGCUGUGCACGCUGCCCCUCGGUGUGUUGAAGCAGCAGCCUCCCGCAGUGCAGUUUGUUCCCCCGCUGCCGGAGUGGAAGACGUCAGCCAUUCAGAGGAUGGGCUUUGGCAACCUCAACAAGGUGGUACUGUGUUUUGACCGCGUGUUUUGGGAUCCAAGUGUUAACCUGUUUGGUCACGUCGGCUCCACGACUGCAAGCCGGGGCGAACUCUUCCUUUUCUGGAAUCUCUAUAAAGCCCCGAUCCUUCUCGCUCUCAUGGCUGGUGAGGCCGCUGGCAUUAUGGAGAACAUCAGUGAUGACGUAAUCGUCGGACGGUGCCUUGCAAUUCUCAAGGGGAUAUUUGGAAGCAGCGCUGUACCUCAGCCCAAGGAGACUGUGGUCACACGCUGGCGUGCAGAUCCGUGGGCGAGGGGCUCCUACUCGUACGUCGCAGCAGGUUCUUCUGGUAACGACUACGACCUCAUGGCCCAGCCCAUCACACCUGGACCAGCCAUACCUGGAGCCUCGCAGCCGGUCCCUCGUCUCUUCUUCGCCGGUGAGCACACCAUCAGAAAUUAUCCCGCUACGGUUCACGGCGCCCUGCUAAGCGGCCUCAGGGAGGCCGGACGCAUCGCGGAUCAGUUCCUGGGUGCCAUGUACACCCUCCCCAGACAAGCCACUCCCACAGCCACCAGCAACCCCCAGCAGGCUCAGCCCACCGCCAGCGUCUGAAACACUCUCUCUCCAGUCGCGUCGGCUCAGGACUUUCUGACAACUAUGGCAGUUCAUGAAAAAAACAACCAUGAACUGGUGACAUAUCUGUAUGUGAACAUGCAACAGCUUUGUAUUGUUGCCUUCACGCUGAUAAAGGACAAAUCGAUAGAUCAUUUUCUUCACUGGAACAGUUCAGUUGGUGUAAUCAGCAAGUACCCACAUGGUAUACCUGUAUUAAAGGACGCACUCUACUACAAAGAAGGACUAAUUCUCAUCGAAUACUAAUGUGAAUGCUAUAAAUGUGUGAUUUGUCAACUUUUAAAAAGAAAGAUCACAAGAAUACUUAUGGUAGUCAGUGAUUCAGUCAUUGGCCUUGUGUGGAACUUGCUGUAGGAGCCAAACAUGUUCAUGAGCUCUGGUAUAAAGUUAAAAGUUGUCACUAAAUGAACACAGAACAUAAAGCUGCAUCUUAUACACAGAUGACAAACUCGGUAGCAUGCCUUCUCUACUCAAACCUUUGCAUUUUGAAGGAAGACCUUUCCUUCUGUUACACUAGAGGACUUUCUUUCUCUAAAAGCGUUGCUCUGUACUUUAGCUCUUUGAAAUUUAAUUAGUAUUAUUUAGGCAGCAGAGUUGUGAUGAAUUUUAAAGCAGAUGGUUAUGUUUAAAGAAUUGUGAAUGUUUAGUUGCUAUCGCUAAGGUUAAAGUAUUUUAUUGGUUGUCAACACUUCUUUUUUGUAAUUUCUUUUUUGUUAUAUCAUUUUGAUAUUAAAUGACCAAAACUG